AUGGAAAAACAGAAUCCAUUGUUGCCAUUUGCGUUCACAAGUUCAUCAUUCAAUGAUCAUAACAUUGCUUUAAACACUACUCCUAGAGAAAGAGCCAUUAUAGAUGAAAAUGCCAAAAGUAUAUAUCAUACAAGAGUUACGUCUCCAACUACAAAUAAGAUAAAGUCACCGAGGAAGACAGUGGUACUAAGGCCAAAUUUAAAGAUGGCACCUAGUUUAAAACGUCGGAUGGGUGAAAGUUUUAAUGAAAAAGAUGAUAUCAAAAGAAGAGAUGUUCCUAUGAUUUCAAGUGAUCAGCCUACAGAAGUAGAUGAUGAUGAUGGUGAGGAGGAUGAAGAGGACAACCAACGAGAUGUAGAGAUAUCAAAUGUUGAGUCUGAACCCCACAGUUAUCUACCUCCAAGUAGUCCUCCCGUUGAACCACCAAUGUCAGAGUUCGAAUUCACUUCAAAUACUAUUUCAAAUUAUAAUGUACCUGAAUCACCACCUAACAAACUACACCACAGAGAUAGAGUUCAACUAUUACCAAGUGAAAUAGAAUUGGAUGAUGAUCACCUCCACCAAGACUCAUUCUUUAAACCUUCUCAAAUAAAGAAAUCACAAAGUUAUUCACCCCAAAAGAGAGGCAAUACCAAUACCAAUCUAAGUUCAGAUGCCGAUUUUGGUAUUGAUAAAUUUCAUCGAUUUAAAACCUCAAUUAAUUUCCCAUCAUCAUCAACUGAUUUCGAUGAUCCUAAUGAAAUCGAUUCCAUAAGGCAACAAAGUUAUGCCAAAGCAAGAUCAAUCAUUUUAGAUGCAUUUGAAGAAAUUAAAACUAUCAUCAACUUAGAAAAACUAAAUCUUUACGAAAUACCGGAUGAAAUCAAAGAUUUAAAUAAAAUUGUCGUCUUCGAUAAUGAGACUAGUGAUCUGAGAAAAUAUCAAUUAUUCUUAACCAAUAAUAACUUAUAUGAUUUAACUCCUGCAUUAUUUAAAUUUACAAAAUUGAAUGUGUUAGGGUUAAGACAAAACAAAUUAAGGUAUUUACCUCCCUUAAUAGCAAAGUUGAAUAAUUUAACUGAUUUAUCUUUGGGAACUAAUAAGUUAACAUAUUUACCAUUUCAAAUCCUACAAUUGAAUAAUUUACAAAUAUUUCAAGCAGGUCCAAAUCCAUUCAUGAAAAUCCCUCCUGAUGCAAUUAAAAUAAAUAAUAAUAAUAACGAUACCCAAGAUGAUACUAGAUCAAUACGGCAAUUAAAUUAUAUUUCAAAGUUAAACUAUUUCUCUACAACUAAAACUAAAACAGUUCCAUCCUUAAAAACCAUUUGUCUUGAUAAAAUUGCAAAUUAUGAUGUUAGUUAUCAAGAAACAAAAGAUUGGAAAAAAUUCACUCCAAAAUUGUAUCAUAAUUUAAUUAUAAAAGCGAUAAAAAAUGGUAAAUAUCAAGAUUUUUGUUGUCAAUGCUCAAAUAUAGUGGUUGAUCCCGUGGCAGAGAUUUAUGAAUGGUGGGAUUAUUUACAAAAUAAAAAUAUUCCGAUUAGAAAACAAUUUUGCAGUGGAGGUUGCAUUAAACAAUAUGAUCAUUAUAAUUCUUUAACAUAA
This is a messenger RNA of Scheffersomyces coipomensis, 1581 nucleotides long. RefSeq lists its product as uncharacterized. Lineage: Eukaryota; Fungi; Ascomycota; Pichiomycetes; Serinales; Debaryomycetaceae. The record is from RefSeq and is a predicted model, not a curated record. Gene Ontology annotation, biological process: signal transduction. Bases 1 to 1581 code for a protein of 526 amino acids. The transcript has a single exon.